UAAUUUUCCGUACGGUUUAAUUUUACGGUAUAAACAGAUAUUAACUGAUAUAAGCGCAGCCGCAGAAUGAUUAUUAAAGAACUUCCUUUUUCGGUUCUAAUUUCAUAGCAAAAUGUUUUGGACAGACAAAGAAGCCAUUAAGAAGAAGAGACCCUUCAGGAAGUUUGCCUACAGAGGUUUUAACGUCGAUCAACUGCAAGAUAUGACCAGUGAGGAGUUGGAAAAGAUAUUCACAUGUCGAGUAAGACGUCGUUUGAAACGUAGAUUUGGAAAGAGGGCAUUAGUUGUUAUCAAGAGAUUGAGGAAGGCAAGGGCAUGGGCAUGGAUUCGUCACCCUGAAAAAGAGGUUGUCAAAACACAUGUGAGAAACAUGGUAAUUGUUCCAGAAAUGAUAGGCAGCAUUCUGGGUGUCUACAAUGGAAAGACUUUUAAUCAGUUUGAAAUCAAGCCUGAGAUGAUUGGCCAUUAUUUGGGAGAGUUCAGCAUCACAUACAAACCUGUGAAGCACGGUCGACCUGGUAUUGGUGCCACUCACUCUUCAAGAUUUAUUCCACUGAAAUAGACUACUGUACGUGUAU
Molecule: messenger RNA, 578 nt
Organism: Ruditapes philippinarum (Manila clam)
Lineage: Eukaryota; Metazoa; Mollusca; Bivalvia; Venerida; Veneridae
Product: small ribosomal subunit protein uS19-like
Exons: 5
Coding region: 113-562 (149 amino acids)
Biological process (GO): ribosomal small subunit assembly; translation
Cellular component (GO): cytosolic small ribosomal subunit; ribosome
Molecular function (GO): structural constituent of ribosome; RNA binding
Source: RefSeq, a predicted model, not a curated record